AUGUCCGUUGUUCAUAUUAUCGACGUGGAAAGUGGGAAUUUACAAUCUUUAAUCAAUGCUAUUGAACGUCUUGGAUUUAAAGCUUAUUUGGUGAAAAAAAGUGAUGAUCCUGAAUUAGCUAAUGCAUCAAAGCUGAUUUUGCCAGGUGUGGGGAAUUUUGGACAUUUUCUAGACAACCUUUUCUCUCGUGGUUUUGAAAAGCCUAUCAGAGAAUUCAUUGCAUCCGGUAAACCUAUUAUGGGUGUUUGUGUUGGAUUACAAGCACUUUUCAAUACUUCUGAAGAAAGUCCACAGAGUUCAGGCUUCAAAUAUAUUAACUUUGAUCUUUCCAAAUUUGAUGCUAGUGAUAAACCUGUACCUGAAAUUGGUUGGAACAGUUGUACACCUGAUUCCGAUUCAUUCUUUGGAUUGGAUCCCUACAAAAGAUACUACUUCGUCCACUCGUAUGCCGCCAUUUUAACGCCUCAUUCUGAAAAGGUAUUGAUCGAAAAUAAUUGGAAAUAUGCAAAGGCCAAAUACGGUACCCAAGAAUUUAUUGCAGCGGUUAGUAAGGAUAACAUUUUUGCUACGCAAUUUCAUCCUGAAAAAUCUGGAUUAGCAGGUUUGCAUGUCAUUGAAAAUUUCUUGAAGCAACAGCAUCCAGUGACCACUUAUACUGAAGAGCAGAAAAGUACUCUGGCAAAUGAUUAUUCCAAUUUCGGAUUAACUAGAAGAAUUAUUGCAUGUUUAGACGUCCGUACCAAUGAUCAAGGUGAUUUAGUGGUUACUAAAGGUGAUCAAUACGAUGUACGUGAGAAGGGCCAGGAGAAUGAUGUGAGGAAUUUAGGUAAACCAGUGGAAUUGGCUCAAAAAUACUAUGAACAAGGUGCUGACGAAGUUACCUUUCUAAAUAUCACAUCUUUCAGAGAUUGUCCUUUGAAAGAUACUCCAAUGUUAAAAGUGUUAAGGCUUGCCGCCAAAACCGUUUUCGUUCCCUUAACUGUUGGUGGUGGUAUCAAGGACAUUGUAGAUGUUGAUGGCACCAAGAUUCCAGCUUUGGAGGUCGCAAGUUUAUAUUUCAGAUCUGGUGCUGACAAAGUAUCCAUCGGUACCGAUUCUGUUUACGCAGCAGAGAAAUAUUAUGAACUUGGUGGCCGUGGUGACGGAACCUCUCCCAUAGAGACUAUUUCUAAGGCGUACGGUGCACAAGCUGUAGUCAUCUCUGUGGACCCCAAGAGAGUUUACGUGGAUGGACCUCAAGAUACAAAGAAUAAGACUUUCCAAACCAAGUUCCCCAAUGAAAAGGGUCAAAAUUGGUGCUGGUACGAAUGUACCAUCAAAGGUGGUAGAGAGACAAGGGACAUUGGCGUUUGGGAAUUGACGAAGGCAUGUGAAGCACUAGGCGCUGGUGAAGUUCUUUUGAACUGUAUUGACAAGGAUGGUUCUAAUUCUGGUUAUGAUUUGGAACUUCUUGAUCACGUUAAGGAUGCUGUUAAAAUACCGGUGAUCGCUUCUAGCGGAGCAGGUAACCCUGGACAUUUCGAAGAAGCUUUCACCCAAACCAGAGCAGAUGCUUGCCUGGGUGCAGGUAUGUUUCACAGAGGUGAAUAUACCGUUAACGACGUUAAAGAAUACCUCCUCAAAAAGGGUCUUAAAGUUAGAAUGGACCGCGGUUAA
Zygosaccharomyces rouxii is the source of this 1656-nucleotide messenger RNA. RefSeq names its product imidazoleglycerol-phosphate synthase (gene HIS7). Bases 1 to 1656 code for a protein of 551 amino acids. Gene Ontology annotation, biological process: L-histidine biosynthetic process. The record is from RefSeq and is a predicted model, not a curated record. Gene Ontology annotation, molecular function: oxo-acid-lyase activity; imidazoleglycerol-phosphate synthase activity. Lineage: Eukaryota; Fungi; Ascomycota; Saccharomycetes; Saccharomycetales; Saccharomycetaceae. The transcript has a single exon.